CUGAAGAAACGUGCCGCACGAGUCGCGCUCAACCUAAGCGCGCGCGACACAUCUAUCCGCGCCCGGAGAAGAAACCACAAUCCCAACGCCUUACAAGCAGCAGACUGAAUGGAAACGGUUGUAUUGUGCUCUGCAUUUGUUAAACGCAAGUGCGUAAAGACCAACAGAUGGAGAACUACGAGCACUCCGUGGCGCGCUGUGGCUGGAGGAAACUUCCACGCGCUCUGUCUGAUUACCGGAUCCUCUGAGAGGGAAUGGGAAGAGUGAAGUCGUGAAAGUUAGCCCGAAGGAAAAUGUCGGCGACACACGCCUCACCUUUGUCCAACAAAACCAACCAAUAUGAGGACGAGGACGCGGUCGAGGGCAACUGGCGGCUUUUCUUUGGGUUAUCAUUCGCCAUCGCCACGGUCACUUGCUUGGGAGGUUUGUACUCGCUUGUAUCGCUGCUCAGGAUGAGAAGCAAGUCUCCCCUCUGUCUCAUAGUGGCUUCUUUAUCCAUAGACGACCUGAUCAGCGUCGUGCCGCUCACGCUUUUCAUGAUCUUGCAAUGGAGGAGCGGAGACGCGAACCGGUCGGGCGCAAUGUGCACCCUUUCCGGGCUCCUUUACGUUUUCCAAGGGUUGUCAAGCAAUAUGAAAGCCUGUCUCAUAGUUGCCUACACUUUUUACGUGACAAAACGCUUUGGAGUGUAUCAGACGGCUCACCGACCUCUCGGGGUGUUUGUGGCUGUGGUGGCGGUGUGGACAGUGAGUCUCGCGGUCAGCGUCCUGCCCGUAUGCGGCUGGGGUCGCUUCGCCCCCGCUUCCCUCGGCUGUCUCCCGGAGAACGACAGCCUGUACGUGCUACUGCUGUUCGCCGUUUACUCGCUGUGCUUCUGCGGGCUCGUAGUUUGCUCGAUUCCUCUCAUCUACCAGCUCAUGUGCUCCACGGAGGCCCUGAGAACAUUUUACCCGAGCUAUUUUGAAAUUGCCGGGUCGGCUCCGCUUUGUGAGAUCCCCUCUCUGUCACGGGAUAGUUUGGAGAAAAGUUUGGACGCCUACAACGAAUUCAGCUCAAACGCGGGCAGUUUUAAGAACAAAACGGAGACGUGCUCUUUCUCGUACUCUCCAGAAACCGGUCAUUUCCAGAAAGAUGAAGCUCGGAGUGCCCGACGUUCCCCUGUGUUUUUCUCUCAGAAGCGCUUCUCGAUGAUUCUGGCCAUGGCGCGAAUGGUUCUGUGGAUGCCAAUGAUGACCCAAAUCCUGGUGAGUCAUGCUGUUCACAUGCACAGCUCGUCCUUGGAGACUCUCUGUUUUUUCCUGACCUUGCUCUCCGCGGCGGUCACCCCUGUGUUUGUGCUUUCGGAGCGCUGGAUCCAUCUGCCAUGCGGCUGCUUCAUCAACUGCCAUCAAGGCUUAGGAUCGGAGGUUUCCAACGCGAAGAAAAGGAGAUUUGAGUUCAACCUCUCAUUCCAGCAAGGCUACGGCGUUUACAAGAUCUCCCACAUCAAGUCACCUUCCAUUGAGAAACCCUCUUUUAACAGUUUGUACAGCUGCGAUUUCUCUGAGAGCAGAGUAGCGGUGCUGGACAGUGGUCAGAUUGGUAAGUUCAGCACCACAGCAGCGGAGGACAGCUCCCUCCACAGCGAGCUGCUGCUUGAAGAGAGAGCUGACAGCCAGCCUCAGAGCUCCACAGAAAGGGAUGGACAGUGCAGUGUCUCACCUCGUGUUUCUACCUGCGAUCAUGACGAUCUUCACCUCGACAACUCAUCUGUUUUCGAUGGUCCAGAGAGGAGGCUUUCCCACGAGGAGUGUCGUAAAAUCGAGUUGACUGACUGGGAAUGGUGCAGGAGCAAAUCAGAAAGGACGCCCAGACAGAGAUCCACAGCUGGGUUGGCCAUUCCAUUAUGUGCCUUCCAGGGUACUGUUUCCCUCCACGCCCCCACGGGCAAAACACUGUCCCUCUCCACCUAUGAAGUCAGCAGCGAUGGCCUGAAGAUCUCCCCCAACAAUGCCAAGAAAGUUGAGGUGUACCGCUCCAAAUCGGUGGGUCACGAACCUAGCGCUGAAGAACACAACUCUAGCGCUGGGGGUGGUGGAGUUGGAGUAGGGGGUGGAGUCGCAGACACCAAUGUGAAAAUUCACCUGGAGGUUCUGGAGAUCUGUGACAAUGAGGAGGCCAUGGACAGUGUGUCUAUUGUCUCCAACAUCAGCCAGUCAUCCACACACGCACGCUCACCUUCACUGCGCUACUCUCGUCGUGAGAACCGUUUUGUCUCGUGUGACCUAGGUGAAACAGCCUCAUACUCACUGCUGAUCCCCACAAGUAACCCCGAUGCGGACAACAUUAACAUACACAUUCCAGAUACAGUGGAAGCUCAUAGACAGAACAGCCGGAGACAGCACCAGGAGGCUGGAGGUUACCAGGAGGAAAUACAGCUGCUUAAUGAAGCCUAUAGGAGGCAGGCAGGUGAUCAGGGGAACUGACAUAAACAGAAACACCAGGACAGACCAAUGGGCUGAGAACCCCCUAAGAAGAAGUAGAAGGCUUGGAUGAAAGAUUGUGAUGAAGGUUCAUAGAAUUCAUAGUAGAUUAAAGCACCCAGGCCUAAAAAUAUUAGCAUCUAAGCACUAGAGUUAGCAGCAAGAUCAGAUGUCACAAUAUGAAAAUCCACUUUAAGGAAUCACAAGAGAGGCAUUUGUCUGCUAAACUGUUUGCCUUAGGAAGCAAUUAUGAGAUAAAAAUAGACUGGAUGCACGAUGAGAAUGCCUUUAGAAUGAAAAUUCAAGGUUAGCAUGUCACAAGGAAGAGCUGCAGGUUUGGAAAGGGAAGCGAUUUAUAUGCUAACGUGCAUAUAAAGUGAGAGCAGAAAUGCAACAAAUCUCAAGAUGAGACAGAGAGUUGGUUUGUUCAGAUUUGCCCUUGAUUAGCAAUGAUAGAUCGGGGGUUACAACUAAAAUGGUUACUCUCAGACUGUUAGAAGUGGACGUGUCUCAGUUUGAAUGAAGCGCUGGAGAAUAAAGAUGAAGCCCUUGAGUGGAUGAAAGUGACGUAUAUGUUCAAGUGAAGGUUACUGGGUACGAAGAAGGAAUGUCCUGUCAUUUAUUUAAUGCAAAUGUAAGAGCAUAGACAGAAAAGCUUGAGGAGAGAGUUGAAUAGAGAAGGAUAAAUACUGUCAUGAGUAUGUGCUCUUGUGGUGAGACGGAUAAAGAACGGGACUGCGAGGGUGUGUGCCAAAAAAAAAAAAAAAUACAUUUUAGUAUUCUAGCUCAGGCAGAAACCAUAUGGCAUACUAAAAUAAAACAUUCCAAAUGUGUACAUCUUUUUUUUUUUUUCAAUUGUGUUGCUCUGCAUAAAACGGUUAAGGUGUUGUCCAUCGCUGUGUUGUCUGAUGUUUCACUGUUUAAAGGAAUGUUCUGGGUUGAUUGCGUCACAAAGUUACUUUUGAACCUCUGAUAAAGAAGCAGACAUCUGAAAUAAAACGUAAAAUAAAAAUAUGUGAAUGUUAAAAUAAUCAAGCACAAAAUGAAGCAAUAAAAACACAGACAAAUCUAUUUUGUGUAAAUUCCUCUGCAAUGAAAGCAGAACACCUAAAACCUUUAGUUAUUUAUUUUCAAAGUGGCCGUAAAUGAAAUAAAAUACAUUUCUGAAACUUCUGAAAAAUCUCAAGGAGUAUCUUUUGAACAGAAAUACUUCAAGCUUUUAUUUAUGUAUUUAUUUUGGAGAUUUUCCUCAUUUUUAGCAUGAGAAUCCAACUCUUUAGCACUGUGGAAAAAGUCAGAAUGCAUUAAACGGCACUAGACACCCCCUUUAAAGUAAACUAGAGGGAAAAAGGUGAACAUUAAUUAUUCAACAUGUUACAUGUGAUGCCACAAAUGCUGUUGAUUACUUGCGUAAGGCCCAGAAUAUUCCUUUAAUUGCUAUCUCGGUAUGUAUGAAUAUGUAAAUGCUGAUAGGUGUAUGUAUGCUUGUUUCUGUAAGUGGGUACUUCUACAUCUUUUUUGUUGUACUAAAGCCUUUAUAGAAUUCCCAGCAUGACUGCUGAGAAAAAGCGAAAGAGAUUCUGUCAAUGGAACAUUCCACAAAUGUAAAUGUGAGCGUGGUGCAUGAGCCUAUUUUAGGUGUUAAUUUGUGUGCAAAUGUGCUCAUUUUUGAGCCACUUAGGAAUUUUCAGUGCACCGCUUCUGCAAUCAGAAACAUGACCCUGGCCACUCGCUUGCAUUUAAUACUGGCGUAUAUUCCGCUCUCAAAUGGACCGUUCAUGGACGAUUCAGUAAAAUGAAGGCAUGAUUACGCUGCUUUUCAUUUCAGCUCUGCUGUUUCAGUAUGUGAAUCUACUUUUAAAUAUAUGAAAAUGAAAUGCGAAGGCCGUUCUUGGAGGCUCAUGUAGCUCAAAUAACUCUAAUAUUUAAUAAUUCACUGUAGAUAAGAUGUCUUGUUAUUUUUAAAUGUCAGAUGUCAGUGUGUGUGUGUGUGUGUGCGCGUUUUAUAUAUAUGUGUUAUGUAUUCAGAAUAGCAGUCAAAUAGCUGAGGCAUAAUGCUACAAAAUAUUUUCAUCUAUCCAAUGUUCUCAUUAAAGAUUUAUUUACAGAAAAU
Puntigrus tetrazona (Sumatra barb) is the source of this 4575-nucleotide messenger RNA. Its product is annotated as probable G-protein coupled receptor 149. Gene Ontology annotation, cellular component: neuron projection; membrane. The record is from RefSeq and is a predicted model, not a curated record. The transcript has 4 exons. Bases 294 to 2465 code for a protein of 723 amino acids. Lineage: Eukaryota; Metazoa; Chordata; Actinopteri; Cypriniformes; Cyprinidae. Gene Ontology annotation, biological process: neuropeptide signaling pathway. Gene Ontology annotation, molecular function: G protein-coupled receptor activity; neuropeptide binding.